AUGAAAAUACAUUGCACAUAUCAAAAGCCGAGUUCACUUAUUGCGACAUUCACCAUUCUUGCCAUCAUCAUGCUUUUUAUGAGGGAUGGGCGGAUCUCAUCAGAAGCUGCAGAAAAAGUCAAAAACCAGUUUGAAAAUCGGUUCGAAUUUAUGUCAAGAAGAGACGUCAUAUGGACCGCGAAAGGACCAGUCACGUAUGAAGAAGUGGACAACAACGUCUUUCGCCCCAACAACCUGAAAAUUGUUGAAUACACCUAUCCGAUUCCAAGAUUAGAUUUUAUUCAAAAACCUUCCUGCGCUAAGACCUUUGAAGACUGGCUAGCCAUCGCCAGUAAGGAGGUUCCCGAAAUUCCACCAAGGGAGAUUGAGGAAGAAUACAAAAACGCAUUCUUGUUAAACGGCUAUACAGAACUUCAUCCGGGCAACUACUUCAAUGCCAAAAAAAGAAUGGGAGGUGUGGUCUGGGGCAACAUUUCCACACUCAUGGCAGCUUCAGAUCCAGUUGUUGCUUAUGAAAAAGAAGGCCUGGCGGUCCAUCAUGCACUGAGAAAAUAUCCUGUGAAAAAUAUGACGGGUUUUGUAAUAGGAUCACAAUGGGCCUGGGUAGAGGUGCUGGCACUUCGCAGUGGUGCUGCAGAGGUACUCACUGUGGAGUACAGAGAAACAAAAAUUGUUGGGACGGAAAGAAUAAAAUAUGUCCACCCUAUCAAAUUUGCAGAGCAAUGGAGCGAAGGUAUGGGAAAGUUUGAUUUCGCAAUUUCAUUUUCUUCUAUCGAACAUAGUGGCUUAGGAAGAUACGGCGAUCCCAUCGAUCCAGUUGGCGACUUGAGGGAGGCCCAAAAAGUACUCUGUUUGCUGAAGGAAGGAGGUUGCAGAUUUGCUUGUCCAAAAAAUGAUAGCGCGCAGGUUAAAAACCAUUAUGGUUGA
Molecule: messenger RNA, 927 nt
Organism: Cylicocyclus nassatus
Lineage: Eukaryota; Metazoa; Nematoda; Chromadorea; Rhabditida; Strongylidae
Source: the annotation of a GenBank genome assembly